Molecule: messenger RNA, 1554 nt
Organism: Salvia miltiorrhiza (redroot sage)
Lineage: Eukaryota; Viridiplantae; Streptophyta; Magnoliopsida; Lamiales; Lamiaceae
Exons: 4
Coding region: 392-1327 (311 amino acids)
Source: RefSeq, a predicted model, not a curated record
GCUCGGAGGCAGGUCCGGCUUCAGCCUCGGACUCAGUUGUGACUCCCUCUUCCCCUACAAAGCUAGUUGCCUUCAUCACCACACAACCCACUCACUACUUCCCUCUUCACUUUCACCCUGCUUGCUGCCAUGCACACACACUACACGCACUGACCCCUUUUUUUUGCUUUUUGGAACCUCUGCUUUCAAUGCCUCACGCCAAAUUCUCUCACUUGUUCCGUUUCUUCACAUGGGAUUAUCAGAUUAUGUGCUUUUCUUGAUUGGUCGCAUCUCUCUCAGUCGAAGGGCUCUGCUCAAAUUCUUGAUUCUGUAGUUUAAUCCAAAGAAAUUGUGCUUUUCAUAUUUAGGGUUUUGAGUGUGACCUUUUCAUCGGAAAGGGAAAAUCUGAAAAAUGCAGCACGCAAAAUCAGAAUCGGAUAUAACAAGCUUAGCGCCAUCGUCGCCGUCUCGAUCUCCGAAGAGGGCGGUGUACUACGUGCAGAGCCCGUCUCGGGACUCCCACGAUGGCGACAAGUCGUCGUCCAUGCAUGCAACCCCCAAUUUCAACAGCCCCAUGGAGUCCCCCUCGCACCCCUCCUUCGGCCGCCACUCCCGCAACUCCUCCGCCAGCCGAUUCUCCGGCAUCUUCCGGUCGUCGUCGGGGCGGAAGGGCGGCCGCACCAAGCGCAACGACAAGGGGUGGCCCGAGUGCAAUGUCAUCGUGGAGGAAGGGAAUUACGACGAGUUCGAUGAUGACAAGGCCUACACGCGCCGCUGCCAGCUCAUGCUCGCGCUCUUGGCCUUUGCUGUCUUGUUCACGGUUUUCUGCUUGAUCAUCUGGGGCGCUGGGAGGCCAUUCAAGGCUCAAGUUGCUAUCAAGAGCUUGACGGUCAACAACAUGUACAUGGGCUCAGGUGCAGACUUCACCGGGGUUCCAACGAAGAUGCUGAAUAUGAAUGGUUCCUUGAGGAUCAGUGUGUACAAUCCUGCUACAUUCUACGGCAUUCAUGUAACUGCAACACCGGUCAAUCUCGUCUACUUGGAUGUUGUUGUUGCAACAGGAGAGCUGGAAAAAUACUAUCAACACCGGAAAAGUCACAAGAAUGUGGUGGUGCACAUAGAGGGAACCCGUGUGCCCUUAUAUGGGGCUGCAUCGAAUCUGGAAGUUGCAGAUGGUGGUGCCGUUCAGGUCCCACUGACGUUGGAGUUUGAAGUGAGAACACGGGGCGAUGUGGUCGGGAAGUUGGUGAGGACGAAGCACCGGAGAAGAGUGUCGUGCCCGUUGAACAUCGACUCGACCAGCAACAAGCCCAUCAAGUUCAAGAAGGAUGCUUGCACUUACAGUUGAAGUUGAACAAGGACAUAUGGUGAGUUUGCUGAAAUACAUUUUGAAUACUGUCCAAAUUGUUACAGUUGAAGCAAGAUUUUUUUUUUUUUUGUGUGUUAAAAUAGGAAGUGAAAAACUUCCUAUUUCGAAAGAUGUGGUAAUAAAAUUGAGAGCUGUAAAGAAUGUGAAGAUUGUGGUAAUAGUUGUAUCCUGUAUAAUAUGCCAAGAAAUUCAGUUAAGUUGAAAGA